This is a messenger RNA of Bursaphelenchus xylophilus (pine wood nematode), 489 nucleotides long. Lineage: Eukaryota; Metazoa; Nematoda; Chromadorea; Rhabditida; Aphelenchoididae. The record is from the annotation of a GenBank genome assembly.
AUGUCGAAAAACUCCGAUGAUACAUCAUUGUUUCUAUUAUUAUUUUCAGUUAGAAACGUGUUCAAGACGUUCAUCGUUCCUUGUAGUAUCCGUUCCGCUCACUUUUUCGAUUUUUUGAAUGGUUUUUUCACAAAUUUAUAUACUUGACUUCUAAUCCCGAGAAUUUAGUUGAUCCUCGUUUUGAAAGGAAAUGCCCUGGAUUACUUGGUUAAAACACGGGGCAAUAGGUUCUCCAGGUAAUUCGAGGCCUCUCGGUGCAGUAAAAUUUCUCUUUUCAGGUAUUUUCUUCGAUCGUUGCAGCAGAGUUCGGUAAUCGCUGGUGCCGAGACCUGGGGCGCUAGGCCGAGAGUCCUCUUUCCCCUCCGAGCAGCCAUGAGCGGGGGCCCGUGUGCUGGUCCGAAGUUAAGGCGGGUGAACGAGGUCCCCAACGUGGGUAAUGUAGCGAAAGCUCGCCUCUAUACCGCGGUCGGCACUAUGGUUCCGGCUUAA